AUGACACCGCUCCUCCAUUCUCUGGCGGACCAUGUGAGUCUUUUCACUAUGGCCGUUGCUAUGGGCGGGAUUGCCGUCUUCAUUUAUCACGCGCAUCGGGGAGGGAAGUUGGGCAAACUGCUGCCAUCCUCCUGCCGUGGCCGUCGUUCGCCCGUGCUCAACGGCGUUGUCGCUGGCCAGCAGCCGGAGAUGGCAACGAGGAAGGCGAUACAUCACAUCAUGCGCGGGGAGAUUGCAACACUGGGCGAGUUGGUGUACUUCUUUCGCGGCGUUGGCAAUGAGAAGAAAAUUUUCAUUGAUCCCGUUCUUCUGUCAUAUCUGCAGCGUCUCUUGGCGGCGGAUACCCCGCCGGACGCCAUUCCACCUGAGCUUCAGGAUGCGCAUUUGCGGAAGAUGCUGUGUCAGCUUUGUCACUGCAGCGAACAAGCUACCCGUUUAAAGAUGGAACGCGCCACAUCAUUUGAUGCUGAGAACCCAGAACACAUGCGCCUGCUCAGGGAGUUAUGGGCGGCAGCGGGGAAGUUGCCUGCCGACUUUUCCCAUCGCAGUGAUAAGUGGGUGGAGUUUGGCUUCCAGGGGCUCGAUCCCGCAACGGACUUCCGCGGGGGUGGCGUCUUGGCCCUGCGGCAGUUUUUGCACUUUGCUCAAACACACAACGCGGAAUUUAAGGAGAUGAUGACCUUUAACAAGAGGGCUAUUGCUGCAGGCGAGGAUAGCUGGUAUCUUUUGGCCGUUGUCUCCAUUCAGUUUACGGCGCAGUUGUUGCUGCAGCAGGAUCACACGUUUUAUCUACCGCAGCUGGAGGUUUUGUAUGACACCAUCCGUAGAGAAGACGAGGACAACGAGAAGAAGCUUGGUGUUACGGUGCGCCACGUGGGCGAUGCACGUGCGGAAGUGAUGGAACGCAGCUGCGGCAACAAGGAAAAGGGCGACACCGGUGGCGGCAAUCGGAGCAAAGCGGUUCGCACUCCAUGGAGCGAAAAGAGCGACUUUGAGGCGGGCUUUUACUUACUUCAUCAUCAGCUCCUGCUGCACUUUAAGACGUGCUGGCAUCGUGACCUGCCGCACGUGAUGGAGUACGGCAAAUACAUGCCAACAGUAUUCCGGAGCUUCUUCGUGCAGGCCUGA
This is a messenger RNA of Trypanosoma cruzi, 1128 nucleotides long. RefSeq lists its product as uncharacterized. The record is from RefSeq and is a predicted model, not a curated record. The coding region runs from base 1 to 1128 and encodes 375 amino acids. Lineage: Eukaryota; Euglenozoa; Kinetoplastea; Trypanosomatida; Trypanosomatidae. The transcript has a single exon.